CCGCCCGGCCAGCCAACCGCGAUCCAACGGCGCCAAACCAUUUUACGCGUUCGCGCUUUCGCAAAAAUCGCCUUGAAAAUGAUCUGAAACUCGCCCUUAUGAUCCUUAAGCCCUACUGGACCCUAUUUUUUGUCCUAACGAUAUUUAUUUUCGUUUAUUACAAUGUUUUUAUGGUGCUGGACGUUUCGAAUAGGGACGCGACAUCAUCAUCAGGAUUAUCUGUUACGAAUAUUGUGGCGUAUUCGUUGAAGAAGAGGGUGGAGUUGGACAGUGAGGAGUAUUUCUGUGAUAAAAUUGAGAAGAGUGUGGAUGAAAGUGAUGGAUAUAGUGGGAAAAGUUGGAGAAGGAUAAGAGAUAGUGAAGUGUAUGUGUAUUCGGUUAACAUGGAUCGAAGAUUGGAGCCUUAUAUUUAUUUGAGAAUUAUAGCUAUGAUAAAAGGUUCUUGGAAUGGUACAAUUUACUGUCAAUUUUUAUCCACCCACGGACAUAUAAAAGUGAUUAAAUCUACUGUUACGCCCAUAUGGUUCACCGAGUGGGAUAAAGAGGACAAGAAUGUUUACUAUAAUCCCACAUUUAUUUCAUGCAGGGUACCACAUAUUUUCAGUUCUGAAAAUGCUCCAAAAAUAUUUUUAUCUACCAAACCAUGUGAAAUAUCAAGUCAAGCUUUCCACGUAUAUUUAACCAAUGAUACAGAGAUUAGAAACUUUACUGUAUGUGUGAAACCCAUGAAUUUUCAAGCAGAUAUUUCAAAUUAUCUAGUUCAAUGGAUUGAAAUGAACAAAUUACUUGGAGCAGAAUAUUUUCAUAUAUUUUUAGGAAAUAUUAAUGAAAAUACCAGGAAAAUACUAAAAUGGUACAAAUCAACUUCUCCAAAUAUGUUUAAAUUGGAAAAUUUUGAAUUAAUUGACAGCUUUCAAUAUUUGCCCACAGAUCUCAUUAGAAAAACAUGGCAAAGACGCAGAUACGAAAUAAUUUCAUACAACGAAUGCUUUUAUAAGAACCUAAAUUCAAAAUACAUCAUUCCCUUGGAUAUUGAUGAAAUAAUCCUACCAAAAACCGCAGAUACUUGGAGAAAUCUAGUGCAUAAUUUACAUAACUAUGCCUCCCUGUCAAUUAGAAACGUCUAUUUCUUCACUGAAGAUACAUACACUUCGAACAAGUCAGUUUUCUUCAACUAUAUCUACAGGACAGGCAAGAUGAACCAAAUAGGCGAAAAUACCAAAAGUUUUAUACCUACUAAAAACGCCUUGACUGUAUUUAAUCACUACUCGCUGCAUUUGCUGAGACCCGGUAUAAGGAAGAACUAUUUCUUUCCUUUUGAAGACGCCCAAUUAAACCAUUACAAGGAAUCAUGUGACGCUGUGAUAUUUCCGGAAUGUUCUACCUACCUUUCUAGUCCAAAAGUCGUAGAUAAAACUAUUGUUAAGUUUAGGAAUAAGUUUAAUGAGAAUUACAAAAAUGUACUGAAGAAAAUAAGUUAUAAUAAAAUACUGUAGUGUA
This is a messenger RNA of Sitophilus oryzae (rice weevil), 1500 nucleotides long. RefSeq lists its product as uncharacterized. Bases 99 to 1496 code for a protein of 465 amino acids. NCBI's taxonomy places the organism in Eukaryota, Metazoa, Arthropoda, Insecta, Coleoptera, Curculionidae. The record is from RefSeq and is a predicted model, not a curated record. The transcript is spliced from 4 exons.